AUGUUGAAGGCUGUCAGAAAAGAGAUCUCUUACAUAGUAUUCAUCACAUUACCGUUUUUUCAUAGUUAUUACACAUACAAAAUGCCGUUAAUUCUGUUAUGCGGGUAUCCUUGUUCAGGUAAAUCAACCAUUGUCUCUUUAUUAGCUGACAUACUAAAGCAACAUUUACCUCAUUAUUCAAUUCUUAUUGUGGAUGAAUUUAAAAGUGGUAAUCUACAAUCGAAAAUAACAACUAACUAUGAUAUCAGAUGUGAUAUUUAUGCGGAUUCCAUAAAAGAACGUGAAUUUCGCGGUCAACAAAAAUCAGAGGUUGAACGAGCACUUACACAAAGUCAAUCGACUAUAGUAAUUAUGGAUGCACCCAAUUAUAUCAAGGGUUAUAGAUACGAAUUAUAUUGCAUGGCCAAAUCUCAUAAACAUCAACAGAUUGUUUUAUUCAGCGAUAUCCCACCUGAAAUUUCGGAACAUUGGAAUUCGAAAAUUAAUCGGUAUCCUGAUGAUCUGCUUUCGGAUAUGAUUAGCAGGUUUGAACGUCCUCAGUCUACACAGCGUUGGGAUAACCCACUUAUAACUAUUGAACCUCAUCUUUGGAACUCACCAAGCACUGAUAAUAUGGAAUCAGUAAUUAUACAAAUAAAACAGCUGCUAAAUAACAAAGGCAAAGGAAAGAUUCAACCGAAUAAAUCAACACAACUGACAAUUAUUUCAUCAUCUAACUACCUACAAAAUCUGGAGCAUAUCACGCAGCAAGUCGUAGAUCAUGUCCUUCGAAGUCAAACCAGGGGUCUUUCAUCAGUCGACCUCCCUAUGUGUUUCCAAAACGAGCAUAACCGAGAUGUAGUUCUUCAAAUUACCAACUCCGAAACCAAAUACACGAUUGGCAACCUUAUACGACUUAAACGUCGAUAUAUUGCGGUACAACGACUAAAAUUUGAUCAGUUAAAUACAGUUUCGGAUAAUGCUUCGAUUGCAACAAACUUUUUGCAGUUUAUUUCGUUCAAUGGGGAUUUAUGUGAUGAUGAGGCCAGUUAG
Schistosoma margrebowiei is the source of this 1032-nucleotide messenger RNA. The record is from the annotation of a GenBank genome assembly. Lineage: Eukaryota; Metazoa; Platyhelminthes; Trematoda; Strigeidida; Schistosomatidae.